AUUCUGUAUUAUCGACGCGGACUUCAGCGCCAUCUGCGUCCAUCCACAAAAAUAAAAAAGAACAGCAUCUUGCCUGAUACUGGAAUAACAAGGUCAACAACACAUGAAUGGCAAAUGAAAAGAAAUUGGUGAAAUAGUUUCGUUUUAAAGUUAAAAUGAUGUGAAUGUUUCGUAAAGAUGUAUUCCCCAUCGGAUUCGAUCAAGGUCUAAUUCAUUGCUUAAAAUGUUUCUACCAACAUAAUCAACAUGUACCCUCCCAGUGGAUGCUGAAAUCAAGUUGCUUUAACCAUGUCAGAAUUGGACUUGAUAACUUCAGAAAACAGUGCCACUUCUAACGAGGGUAGCUCAAUGUAUCCUCAAGAUGAUUCUACCAGGUCUCAAGAUUCGAUGGAUGUUAAUGGCGGAGUAAAAUUAAACUGUGACUAUUUACCAAACAAUAAUAUGUGCGACGAUGUGGUUUCUUCAGUUUGUGCUUCAAGUGAAAUAUGUGGUGGCGGUUUGCUGCAAGGUGUAUUAUCUCCUUCGUCUAGUGCUGCAAACAUGGACUCCAGUCUGGAAUCUCAGGAUUCUCAAGACGAUGGAAAAUCACCUGCCACAAAUAUUUCUGAUACUAAGACAGCAGACUCUUUAGAAUCAGAACAAUCGGUGUCUGACACCGAGAUUAGAAGUUCCUUGAGGUUGAGGAAUACGACUGUUAAAAAUUACACAAAUGGUGUAAUGGAUGAUCUGGACGAUGAUUUACCAGAAAAGACUAAUCACAAGGUGUCAAAAAACAAAAAGAAAACCUCGACACCUGGUAGAGGUAGGCCGAGGAAAGCUCUUGUUCCGAUGUAUCAUAGUCAAAUAAGCGGUGACAAGAACACCAUCAAAAUAAGGAUUAAGAAGAGCAGCAUUACGGAGCAAGAGCAAAUGACUCCGAGCAAGAAGAAGAGUGGCAGACGAAAAAGGCAUAAGGUAAAAUCAGAUACUGAUGCAAGUGACUACGAAUGUACCAAAAAGAAAUCUCGAUCAUCUGCCAACAAUGAUGAUUUUGUUUCGAGCAGUCAAAGUGACGAAAUAGAAGACAGUGGUUGGGGAAGCAAAUUACCAGAGUCUGUCUUAUUUAGAAUUUUUCAAUAUUGCUCUGGGCAAGAUGGAGCCCUUCCGAUAUUGCUCAGGUUAACUCGAGUUUGUAAACUUUGGAAAAAGGUUGCACUUGAUCCCAAUCUGUGGAUCAAAGUAGAUCUCAAUUUUGUCAGAGAAAAGGCCAGAACAGAACUGAGGCUGCACUGGCUAAUUGACAGUCGACUCACGUAUUGCCAAGAUUUGACUCUGGGCGAAUGGAAAAUAAGGAACAUUCAGUCUGCCUUAGAAGCGUUGUGCGAAGGCUGCUUGGACCUUAGAGGUUUAAACAUGAGCGGUUGGCAAGGAGUCAGCGCUGAAAACUUGAAGUACAUAAUCACUGAAUGUAAAAAGUUGGAAAGGUUGGACCUUUCUUGUAUUAAUUCAACAUCAGCCCUCAACGCUCAGUUGUUCGUUGCCUUGGGUCAAGCCAUGAAUACCAGACUAACGCAUUUGGUCUUAGCACACAAUAAAAUGGCCAGUUUUACCCAAAUCGUCGCAUCUAUUGCUACAUAUUGUAGCAAUCUUCGAUUGUUGGACAUAUCCAACAUAAAGACAUACGCUCACAACACGGCCCUCUUGCACAUAGAGAAGCUGCAGAUAGGUUGUCCGAAACUCAGAAUACUGAGAAUAACCAAUAGUCAGAUUUGGUUGGCUCCCGCUUCUAUAACCGAUCAGGUUCAAUCUCCGGGAUUUCCAGAUCUGGAGGAACUUUCAUUGGCUGGGGUCGAAGAUGAUAAGACUACUACUUCGAGGUGUGCGGAUGACGAUGCAAUCAACAGAAUAUUGAAAUGCAGUACCAAGCUUCGUUUACUCGACAUCAGGGGAUGUACGAAGCUUACAGAUUCUGGAAUCGUUAGGAUACCAGCAUGGGAUUUAGAGCAUCUUUUUCUGAGUGGUUGUCAGAUCACAAGAUCCCAGAACUCCGGCCUUGAACUCAUCGUACAGAAAUGGGCUCACAGCCUGUUAGAAGUCGAUCUAGCCUGGUCCACAGCAACAGAAUCCUUAGACGCAGCCGUUAAAGCUUUGGCUGAAGAGGGCUCCAAGUCAAGAAUGAGCGUUUUGAAUCUCUGUGGCUCUUCUGUGAGUUUAGAGCCGGUCAAGGCGGUCCUUUCUGGCUGUCCUAAACUCCAUUCCAUCAAUCUGCAAUCGUGCCGAGCCCUACCGAGAGGUAUAAAACGUUUAUACACAGGCAAUGCUGUUGAGGAACUGAAACAAAGCUUACAAGACAAGCCAAAGACUGAUGAUGGAGAUGGGGAAGAAGAGGAGAGAUCACCUUCUUAUAAACCCUCAUCUACACCGCCAGAUUGAUUGUUGAGAUCAAGGGAGAAGAUUUAAGGAUCAGAACGAGGAAUGUUAGUUAUGGGUCGGUUUGAAGUGAGGUCUUGUGGAAAAAUUUUUCUAAAGGUAUUUACAUGUAUAACGAGUUAUAUUCGAGGAAUACCUUUAUAAAAAUAGACAGUUAUGGCGUUUAGGCUGAAGAAUUGGAAGUUUUCUCAAGGGAAUCAUUAUCAAGUUAACAGAGUCAAUUUGACACAUGUCAUCUGUCAAAUAUAUGCCAUUUCUAACCCCAAUGUUUUGUCAAUUAUAAUCAAAAUGGACUGAAUGAUUAGUGUGCAACUUGUGGAGGUCCUGAAAGUUGACUAUUUUAAAAUAAAAUUGUCUAUUAAUCAGAUUCGAAUAGAUACACUUUAAAAUUGUAAAUAUUUCGACAUUUUCCUUGACAGAUUCUAAUUCUUCAGAAUAUUGGCUGUGAAAACUUGUAGCGACCCAUAAAAAUAAUAUUAAGUGAUUUAUAAUGCAUGAUUCAAACUCAAGUGAAAUUUAUCUUGAAAAUUUUUAGUAACAAGGAUCUUUUUAUCAAAUUUACAUUAUUUUCACAUUACGAGGAAAAAAAAUUAUGUAUUGACGAUCCUUUGAAUUUUUUUUACAUUUUAGAAUAAAAUUUGUUCAAUCUUUCGACCUGAAUUCGUUCGUUUCGAAGUUUUUGAGAAUCUCACGAUCUCCAACUCUGUUGAACUGUUUGACCGUGGAAGCCUUCAGCGUAAUAUGUUAGAAUUGUUGACAAAUAAUAUUCAAUCAUCAAUUUGAUCUUGAAACAUGCAAAAUAUUGUACAGUACCUGUCUUAGUGAAAGAAAUAUUUAACAAACACCAAGUAUAAAGAAAUUUUAUUGAAAGCUUAUUGUUUUAAGGAAAUUUGUAUAUAUUAUGAGGGAUAGUGGCACUUGUGGGUCUUAUAUCUGAUAAGUUGUUUCAUUAUUUUUUGUUUAUUCUAAGUGCUUAUUUUUCGCUCUUGGUUGGCAACAGGAAAAAAAUUGCAAUAGGGUAUGAAAAAUAAGGUUACAGAAUUUCAGGUUAUUGGUUUUUUAAUUUCGUUUUAUCGUAAUUGAUUUAUGGAGAACACUUUUGUUGCCGAUCCUUUAGAGUGGUUUUUAUGCUUAUUAUUCAUUCUCGAAUUGUCUUAAUUUUAUUUUUGAUUCAUGUUUGUUCUAAGCGAUUCUAUUUUCUUGAGUUGAAUAAAGGUAGGAGAUUAAGAAAUACCUUGACGACAGCUCGACUGUAAUGAAAAAUGAACCAGUGCUAAGAACCUGAACUAUUCCCCAUUUUCUGUUGAACAGUGUAUUUACUCUUUUUAUUCGCUUCUAAGAAGAAUAAGGUGGGCAACUUGAAAACAUAAUUUAUUUUUAUAAUUUGAAAGGAACGUUUUUAGAAUUUUGAGCCUAUGUAAUUGUGGUAGAUCUUAUUGUAAUUUGUGUUUAUUCAGUCGACUCAUAUCUUCUAACAUAUUGUUUUUCCUUCAAUUGCAUCUUGGCACUCAAUAUCUGUACUAAUGUAUAAUAUUUAUAAAUAUAUUGAUAGGUUGAA
Messenger RNA from Harmonia axyridis, 3967 nucleotides. It is a transcript of the gene Fbl6, whose product is annotated as F-box/LRR-repeat protein 6. Gene Ontology annotation, molecular function: protein binding. Bases 289 to 2412 code for a protein of 707 amino acids. Gene Ontology annotation, cellular component: SCF ubiquitin ligase complex. The transcript has 11 exons. The record is from RefSeq and is a predicted model, not a curated record. NCBI's taxonomy places the organism in Eukaryota, Metazoa, Arthropoda, Insecta, Coleoptera, Coccinellidae.